Penicillium verrucosum is the source of this 267-nucleotide messenger RNA. RefSeq lists its product as uncharacterized. The transcript is spliced from 2 exons. The record is from RefSeq and is a predicted model, not a curated record. NCBI's taxonomy places the organism in Eukaryota, Fungi, Ascomycota, Eurotiomycetes, Eurotiales, Aspergillaceae. The annotation marks the transcript as partial.
GGAAACCUUCCCGUCGAGACCGAGAUUAAUAAGCCCCGCACUAAACCUUUCGCGGCACACGGGUCUUCAUAUUAUUAUUCCUUGUCAUUAUUGAUAUUCAUUAAAGACGUCUACAAAACAAAUUGGAAACUGCCUAUCCAGAGUUUUCCAAUGCUUGAGUUGCUGGCUUUACAAAAUUGCUCAGUCAUGUUUGUUCACCCAUGGAUAUAUAUACCCGAGAGUCGAGACAACCCGAGCAUGUUUAUGGAACAAACCUCAACCCAAUAA